Molecule: messenger RNA, 775 nt
Organism: Bombyx mori (domestic silkworm)
Lineage: Eukaryota; Metazoa; Arthropoda; Insecta; Lepidoptera; Bombycidae
Product: intraflagellar transport protein 22 homolog
Exons: 4
Coding region: 174-701 (175 amino acids)
Biological process (GO): intracellular protein transport
Cellular component (GO): endomembrane system
Molecular function (GO): GTPase activity
Source: RefSeq, a predicted model, not a curated record
GGUAACGCUGGGUAUAAACGACAAACAAAUACAAUACACGAUUGGGAUUUCCAAAAAGAAACUUGAAAUGAGUUUUUCUACAUAAUUAUACGAGUAAAGCAAAAGAAUACAGUGAAGUGAAAAUACAACAUAGCAUCUACCUUUCAUAAGCUACAACGUAUUGAAAAAUCAUCAUGCAACCUAAUAAAUUGAAGAUACUGAUGAUAGGUCCCUCUGAAAGUGGCAAAACUCAAAUAGCUAAUUUUUUAUCGAAUUCUAUUAAUAUUGAUGAAGCGGGAAACCCGAAGCCUACUCAAGGAUUAAGAAUAGUGGAAUUCGAACAGUCAAAUAUAAACUAUACCGGAAGAAACGUAGAUAUAGAAUUGUGGGACUGUAGUGGUGAUCAUAGAUUCGAAUCAUGCUGGCCUGCUUUAAGAUUUGGAGUUAAAGGAGUAAUUUUAGUUUGUUCAUCUAACACAUCAGAAGUCGCUCCUAGAGAAUUAGAAUUGCUAUAUAACUACUUUGUAUCUCAACCAAAGCUAUCCACUAAACAGUGUGUGGUGUUUUACAACUGCGUAGAUGAUCAAUACGAUGUUGGUCAUCUUAAUUUAUCUUCGACAUUUUCAAGAAUAUCUCAAGUCGCUGUGAAUUUGAGAACAGAACGUGAACGUUUGAAAACUGAAUUUUCUAAUUACAUAACCUCUGUACUUCAGUCGGUAUAAAGUAUAAUAUUAUCCGGUGACGUCAUUCUUAUGUAUAGAAUUUGGUGAAAAAUAAAUAAACACAUACUUACGUA